AUGGGCGACGCCCGGGCGGUGGGCUGGGUGGCGACGGGCCUGGUCCUCGGGGCCGGCGCCUGCUACUGCAUUUACAAGCUGACGCGGGGCCAGCGGCAAGGCGGCCGUGGGCUUCGGCUGCGCCCCUCGCGCUCCACAGAAGACUUAACCAAUGGCUCAUAUGAUGAUGUCCUAAACAUUGACCAGCUCCAGAAACUCCUCUACCUGCUUGAGUCAAUUGAUGAUGCUGUAAUUACUGAAAGACCUUUGGUCACUCUGGGUAACAAUGCAGCCUUUUCAGCUAACCAAGUCAUUAUUUGUGAAUUGUGUGGUAUUCCAAUCAUUGGAAGCAAAAUCAAUAAUCCCAACCACAGUAUUAAAGAGAAAGCUCUAAAUGCAUUGAAUAACCUGAGUGUGAAUGUUGACAAUCAAGUCAAGAUAAAGGCUUACAUCAGUCAAGUCUGCAAGGAUGUCCGCUCUGGGCCCCUAGACUCUGCUGUACAGCUGGCUGGGCUGAGAUUGUUGACCAACAUGACAGUUACCAAUGACCACCAGCACAUGCUUAGCAAGUACAUCACAGACCUGUUCCACGUGCUGCUUACAGGGAAUGGAAGUACCAAGGUUCAAGUUUUGAAACGGCUUAUGAAUUUGUCUGAAAAUCCAGCCAUGGCAGAUGGACUACUUGGUGCCCAAGUGGACUCCUCAUUCCUUUCCCUUUAUGACAGCCACGUAGCAAAGGAAAUUCUUCUUCGAGUUCUUACACUCUCUCAGAAUAUAAAUAACUGCCUCGAAAAAGAAGGCUGUUUAGCUAUUCAGCCUUCUUUCCCUAAAGGUUUCCUGUUUUUCCUGUUAUAUGGAGAAGAAUGUGCCCAGAAAAUGAGAGCUUUAGCUGAACACCAUGAUGCAGAUGUGAAGGAAAAGGUAACAGUCCUACCCAAGUUCUGA
Molecule: messenger RNA, 924 nt
Organism: Zalophus californianus (California sea lion)
Lineage: Eukaryota; Metazoa; Chordata; Mammalia; Carnivora; Otariidae
Product: armadillo repeat-containing protein 10-like
Exons: 1
Coding region: 1-924 (307 amino acids)
Biological process (GO): negative regulation of intrinsic apoptotic signaling pathway by p53 class mediator
Cellular component (GO): mitochondrion
Source: RefSeq, a predicted model, not a curated record